ACCUUUGAAAAAUGGUAGAAGCCAGUUCAGCUAAAGCUUUCUUCUUCACAAUUAUCGUAAAAUAUUAGACAUGUAGAGCAGGCUUGUUGUUCUCUUAUUGUCAAGCGUAAGUAAAUGAUUAUUGUUUAGUUUCGUGACCAAUUGGUUUGUUUUUUGGUUAGCCAUUGUUCGAUUUGCUUUGGUUUGGUCAAAGAUUGUAUGCUUUCAAGUCAAACCAAAGCUGACUAAAUUUUAUUCUGUAAUAAUUUACUUUGGAAUGGCAAAACCAAAGAAAGGUCAUAGACACAAGAGAAGAAGCAAAUAUGUUUCUUACGCCAAAAGACACGUUUGUAUGGUAAGACAAAAGACACGUUUGUAUGUUUCUUACGCCAAUACCAUUACGUUAAAAAUAAACUAGUAACUUAAAUUUACGCUCACUUUCUAUUUGGGUUUUACAUGAUGAUUUUGGUCAAAGGCCUAUUUACAAUGUUGCAAGCCCAUAUUAUCUUUUAAGUAUCUUUUUGUGCAACCAAAAGAAUCAGUGAUCUUAUGCUCAUUUUCAUUUUUUUCUAAUGAAAUUUUUCGUCACUUAUGGCUUAUGCGUCCGAUGGACGAUUAUGGUAAAAGGCCCAUUUAUUCAAUCCAAAGCUUACUGGGUUAGAUGAUGAUUGUGGUAAAAAGGCCCAUUAUAGACCCAACUAAGUAUCUUAGGGUUUCAGUUUCCACUAUAAAACUUGUUGCGGCGUAAGUUAGGGUUUUGAGAAUCAGCGGCUUCACCUCUCCAGAUUUCGUGUGUGAAGAAUCAUUUCAAGCCAUGUCUCCGGCUAAAGUUGAUACUACCAAGAAGGCUGAUCCUAAGGCCAAGGCCUUGAAGGCGGCAAAGGCUGUGAAGUCUGGUCAAGCCUUCAAGAAGAAGGACAAAAAGAUUAGGACCAAGGUCACCUUCCACAGGCCAAAGACUCUUACCAAGCCUAGAACUGGUAAGUACCCAAAAAUCAGCGCUACUCCAAGGAACAAGUUGGAUCACUACCAAAUCCUUAAGUACCCACUCACCACUGAAUCUGCGAUGAAGAAGAUUGAAGACAACAACACUCUUGUUUUCAUUGUUGACAUUCGUGCUGACAAGAAGAAGAUUAAGGAUGCUGUUAAGAAGAUGUAUGACAUCCAGACCAAGAAAGUGAACACACUCAUCAGGCCUGAUGGAACCAAGAAGGCUUACGUGAGGCUUACACCAGACUAUGAUGCUUUGGAUGUUGCUAACAAGAUCGGCAUCAUCUAAGUCUAUCUAUCUCUGCAGUUAUAAAGACUAUUGUGGUUUUGUCUCUUGUAGUCUCAGUUUUGCUUUUAAGAUAUUUAUUAUUACUAUCAUCUGGUAAUUGUAGUAUUUUGGAGCAAAAACGUUUUACAAUACAUUCAUGUUGCAGUUUAUUGUUGAAUUCAAGUUCUAUGUUUUUGACUUAUCAAGAUUCUCUUUUUAAAACUCACUAACUUAUAAACUGUAAACAUACAAAUGCAG
Messenger RNA from Arabidopsis thaliana (thale cress), 1495 nucleotides. RefSeq names its product ribosomal protein L23AA (gene RPL23AA). Gene Ontology annotation, biological process: translation; response to high light intensity; response to oxidative stress. Gene Ontology annotation, molecular function: rRNA binding; structural constituent of ribosome; mRNA binding. NCBI's taxonomy places the organism in Eukaryota, Viridiplantae, Streptophyta, Magnoliopsida, Brassicales, Brassicaceae. The record is from RefSeq and is marked reviewed. The transcript is spliced from 4 exons. Bases 794 to 1258 code for a protein of 154 amino acids. Gene Ontology annotation, cellular component: ribosome.